GAAGAUGACGACAGUGAUAUUUUUAAGUACUUUAUUUAUUUUAAACAUAAAUGAUAUAAGUGCUGUAAGAAUAUUAGCAGUGUUUCCCACGCCAUCGAUUAGUCACCAAGUUGUGUUUCGACCUCUGACACAUGAACUAGCAAGACGAGGUCAUGAGGUCACUGUUAUCACCACCGACCCCGCUUACCCGCCAGGACAAACUCCAAGCAAUCUAACAGAAAUAGAUGUACACGAUUUAUCAUACAAAUUGUGGAAAGAUGAAUUUCGGAGUAAAUCCGUUGGAUCAAAACAAGACAUAUAUAGUCAAAUAAAAAAAAUAUUUUUCGUAAUAUUUAAGCUCGUUACGUCUCAAAUAGAAACAAAAGAAGUUCAAGAUGUUAUUAAAACGAAAACAUUCGAUUUGUUGCUGCUGGAAGCUUAUACAAAUCCAGCGUUAGUAUAUUCACAUUUUUUCAAAGUACCAGUGAUACAAGUCAGUUCAUUCGGUGGAUUAAAUUUUAAUUAUAGAACUGUUGGUGCCUGUACUCAUCCAAUGUUAUAUCCAACACAAUUACAACAGAAACUUUAUAAUCUCACGAAUUGGGAUAAACUCCAGAACUUAUAUAAACAUUGGUGGUUUGAAAAUUUCCAGUGGAAAGUGGAGCAAGAAGAGAAUAAAAUGUUGAAAUCGUUAUUCGGUUCUGAUUUUCCAUCGCUAUAUGAAUUAAAUAAUAAUGUUCAUAUGCUUUUUUUAAAUGUUAACCCAAUUUGGGUGGACAAUCAACCAGUGCCGUCAAAUGUGAUUUACAUAGGAGGAAUACAUAUGACAGAACCUAAAGAAUUACCAAAGGAUCUACAGUCGUUUCUGGAUUCUUCUAAAAAUGGUGUCAUUUACUUUAGUUUGGGAACGAAUGUCACACCUUCUGUUUUGCCACCGGCGGUGAUACAAAUGUUUGUGAAGGUAUUUUCACAGCUACCUUACAACGUUUUGUGGAAGUGGGAUAAGGACGUGUUACCAGGACAGACGAAGAAUAUUAAAAUAUUCAAGUGGCUGCCACAGUCAGAUCUCCUUAAACACCCAAAUAUAAAGUUAUUCAUAACUCAAGGCGGUCUGCAGUCUACGGAUGAAGCAAUAAAUGCUGGAGUACCACUCAUAGGUAUUCCGAUGCUAGCAGAUCAAUGGUACAAUGUACAGAAAUACCUACGUUUUGAAAUUGGAAUUCAACUUGAUAUCACAUCUGUAACCGAAGAUGAAUUCCGAAAUGCCGUUGUAACUGUUGCGGGUGACAAAAGAUAUCGUGAGAAUAUAAUAAGACUGCGUAUCCUUAUAAAUGAUCAACCCCAGUCACCAUUGGAGCGCGCCGUCUGGUGGACGGAGCACUUGUUACGUCACGGCGGAGCUAAGCAUCUGCGAGCCGCUGGCGCUAAUAUAUCGUGGGUAGAAUAUUUGGAACUCGAAUUAGUUUUUAUUUUAUUAUUAUUAUUAAUUUUUGUUUUCACUUUAAUAUAUGUAUCUAUUUGUAUGUUAUGGAACUUUAUAAAGAAAUACUUUAGGGUUGAUAUUAAACGAAAGGUGACUUAGAUUGUAUGAAUUAAUUUUGUGUUUUUAUAAGUAUCUACUAUGAUGUAUUAUGUAUGUAUAUUAAUAGAUAGGUUUAGUUAUAUACGUUUAAUUAUUCUUUUAUUUAUCUGUGAUUUUACUCAAUCAAUUAACAGCCAAUCGUGGUCCACUGCUGAACAUAGACGUCUCCCAAAGUGCGCCAAAGCUCCCGGUCCAUGAUUAAUUCCCGGUGAUUGUACUCAAAUUUCAUAAAAUCUAGAUAACAUAAAAAAUACAUUGAAAUCUAAAACCAUAAUUUGUAAUUACAAACAGGUACAUUUAUUUUUUUAUUAAAAAUUUUCGACGUCCGGUAGUUGAUACUCCUCUGCCCCCGAUAGCACAGUUGCAAAGUAGCAAAGUUGACGGACCAUGCCUGAACUGCUUGGGUUCCCCAUCUAAUAUAAUAGCUCCUGCACAGACAAGUCUACCUUGAUAUGAUGUAGUCGAAAUCUUUCGGGAGAACAUCAUCAUUUUGUUAAUAAUAUCAAAUAGUGAACUGAAUGUGAAUAUUAGACGCGAAGCGUCUUAUAA
This is a messenger RNA of Nymphalis io (European peacock), 2110 nucleotides long. RefSeq names its product UDP-glucosyltransferase 2-like. Bases 5 to 1561 code for a protein of 518 amino acids. Gene Ontology annotation, molecular function: UDP-glycosyltransferase activity. The record is from RefSeq and is a predicted model, not a curated record. NCBI's taxonomy places the organism in Eukaryota, Metazoa, Arthropoda, Insecta, Lepidoptera, Nymphalidae. The transcript has 4 exons.